Molecule: messenger RNA, 1838 nt
Organism: Lingula anatina
Lineage: Eukaryota; Metazoa; Brachiopoda; Lingulata; Lingulida; Lingulidae
Product: cytochrome P450 3A12 pseudogene
Source: RefSeq, a predicted model, not a curated record
ACUACCCGGUUCAUUAACUAAUCAAGGUGACAGGAUGUCGAUGUUGGACAUUUGGUGGCUUCCUGAUUGGAUCCUGCUGCUUGUCGUGAUCGCAGUCUUGACCGUCCUAUAUUCCCGCUACUUCGCCGAUAACAGAGUGAAGUAUGGUGUACCGGGGCCAGACCGGUGGCCCCUGUUAGGACACAUGCCUCUUGGGAUAAAACUUGGCUUCCUUGAGUUCUACACGCAUCUAAGCUAUAAAUACGGUAAGGUGGUUGCCUUGUCUCCAGGUAGCUUAGACGCAAGGAUUGGAACACUUAUUAUAUCCGACCUGGACAUGAUCAAAGAGAUCUUGGUCAAGCAGGGGAGCAUCUUCACUGACCGAAAUGUUGAUGAAAAUACCCAGCUGAAACCUUUGAACAAAACGGUAGUUAGUUUGAAGGGCGACGAGUGGAAACAAGUACGUAGCACGAUGACACCAACAUUUAGCUCUGGGAAGUUGCGUCAAAUGAAUGGGUAUAUUGUGGAUUGCGCAAAGACAACAGUGAAAAAUCUUCAGGAAAUUGCCAAAAAAGAUGGAAGUUUUGAUGCGGAGGAAAUCUGGGGAGCCUUUGCCAUGGAUAGCAUCUGCGCCACUGCUUUUGGAAUCAAAGUUGACUCCCAGAACAACCCUGAGGAGCCCUUUGUUACCAAUGCAAGACAGUUACAGAAUGCCAAUCUGGCAAACCCUAUUCUUCUGCUCUUUCUUUUUAUUCCUCGUUUGAUGGUGUGGUUUGAGCCGCUCCUUCCAUAUCUUGUUGGAAGUUUUAUUAAGCCUAUCCGUUUUUUUCAACAUGCAACGGAUGAACUUUAUGAUGAAAGCCAGAAGACCAAAAAUGAGAAGGCCAUUGAUUUUGUCCACCUGAUGCAGAAAGCCCAUGAGCUUCAUAUGGAUAAUGAUGAGCUGGCAGAUGAUGUGAAGGAGGUUGGGAAGUGGAAGAAGAGGGCCCUGACAAGGGAUGAGAUUGUGGCCAAUGGAAUAGUGUUUUUCUUGGCAGGAUUCCGUAACACAACGGAAACGCUGAGUUUCAUGUGCUACAACUUGGCCAUCUACCCUGAAAUCCAAGAGAGACUGCAGAAGGAGAUAGAUGACACCCUCCAGGGAACAGACCCCAGCUACGACAAUGUGGCCUCUCUGCAGUACCUGGACCAAGUGAUGUCAGAAACCUUGAGAAUGUACCCUCUUGGCUUUGUGUUGGACCGUGUCCCAAAUCGGGACACCACAGUGAAAGGUUUGUUAAUCCCCAAAGGGACCUGUGUUAUCGUUCCCGUCUACGCCAUUCACCAUGACCCAGAGCUUUACCCGGACCCUGAGAAGUUUGACCCCCAGAGAUUCACCCCAGAGGAGAAGGCAAACAGGAAUCCCUAUAGUUACAUGCCAUUUGGAAUGGGACCACGGAAUUGCAUUGGUAUGCGCCUGGCGCUGCUUCAGAUGAAAGUUGCGAUAGUGAAGGUGCUCCAGAACCUCACUUUCAAAACUUGUGAGAAGACCCAGAUACCGAUGAAGUUCAUGAAAAGUCGCCCAAUGAAACCCGAAAAAGGAAUCUGGCUCAAGGUUGAGGAAAGAUGCCCAUGAGUGCAGGGCACUUGUGAAGCUGCAGUAUUCUUUUAAUGAUCAAUUUUUUUAACGAUGGAGGCGGGUUUAAUGUUCAUUCAUGUUAUGUAAUAUCAUGGAAGUUUUUGAUCUAUCAGUUUUUUUUUUUUUAUAUUCUCCAUUUGUAAUAUUUUAAUUUUAUACUUAAAAGUUUCUGCAGGUAAUUUCUGUAUUCUUGUUUGAUGCAAACCUAAAUUUUAAAGUGAUCUGUGAUUCUAUCAUUUUU